AUGGACCCUGAUCCGCAUCUGCAAGCGCAGCAUGAGCAAUUUUUGAUGCAUUCUGAUGAUCGCAGUGAUGAGGAUGAGAAAGGGCAGCCUAGACAUGGUCGGCUGCAUCGAUGGUACACGGGCUGGAAGUUUACGCUUUCCUUAGCAGCCGCUGCAUGCAUUCUUGUUCUUUCCUUCAACCUUGGCUUUCUACUAUGGGCUGUUGCGAGGCAUCAACUGGCGGACAACCGCGGUGUUCUGUACGAAGGCGAUUGCGACCGAGUGAAGCGGUUAAGCACCGGGCUGCAUCUUCUGAUCAAUGUCCUCAGCACGACUCUGCUGGGUGCAAGUAAUUACGGGAUGCAAUGCCUCUGCGCGCCCACCCGAAGGGAUAUCGACCAGGUGCAUAAACAAGGCAGCUACCUUGAUAUCGGCGUGCCGAGCCUACGGAAUCUUUCCUACAUCCCCACAAAACGGACGCUUCUCUGGAUCUGUCUGGCGCUAUCGUCGCUUCCUCUGCACCUUGUGUACAACUCCACGAUCUUCUCAACGACCGCAGCCUAUCCGUACACAAUCUUUGCUGGCCACGAUUCUCUAGGCACCACGCCUCUAGCAGACCUGAAUGCAGGCCAGCUAAGCGAGGAGCACACCACCGCAUUCCGACGUCUCUACAGCGGAGCACAAAACGGAAGUUUGGAACAACUGGAUGGCCCUGCGUGCGUCAAUGCCUACGCAACAACCUUCCAGACAAAGCACGGCGACCUGCUGCUAGUAACAGACAAUGUGAGCUCGCCAAAUCAGUACGACUACGUGGGCGACCAAAUGGUUUACAGACCCCUGGCCGGCCCCGAGGCCGACCUGCCCUUCGGCGACCCAUACGGCUGGAUGUGCCAGGACAACUCUUGGAAUUGGUGCAGCGCAUAUCUACCCAGCAUCCAGUCGGCCGCGAACAACAACACCUGGGUUGUGUACGCGGGCGACGACGAUGAUCGCACGUACCGCGUGGACGCAUGUCUCGCUGUUAAUGUUCCCAAACUCUGCAAGCUGCAGUAUUCCCUGCCGCUGACGAUCGUCGUAAUCGCUGUCAAUGCCGUCAAGGCUGUUAUACUGUGCUAUAUGGCUGUUAUGAUGAGUGGAGUUCCGAUCCUGACCACGGGAGAUGCUGUGGCUUCCUUUCUGCAUAAGCCAGACAAAUACACCCGGGGUCGAUGCUUGUUGUCUGCGCAACAAGUCCAGAAAACAGUCAACUCAGCACCGCGGGUUCCACCAGCCUUUACACCUUUGGCCUACACCAAGAGGACGAGGAGAAGACAUGCCGCUGCGUCUCGUUGCCAAUGGGCGACUAUUUCAGUAUGCUGGCUAAUAGCCAUUGUGAUCUGCAUUGCUCUCCUGAUCCACGCUCACAGAUUCGAUGGCUCCGCAGUCUGGGACGCCGAAUUCGGGUCGAUCAACGCCCAAGCGCUCAUCAAGGGGUCCGGCUGGCCAACAUCCCUGAUAUCGAACACCAUGAUAGCAAACACCCCGCAACUCCUCUUCUCCAUCCUCUACUUCAGCUUCAACAGCAUAAUGACGGCUAUCUGCCUUGCUACGGAAUGGUCCAGCUACGCCCUAACACGAAAGCCCCUCCGAGUAUCCUGGAACCCGCAGUCCCACCAACGGAGCAGCUAUUUCCUCUCCCUGCCGUACCGCUACGCGCUACCACUCAUGCUGGCAUCUGCGAUCCUGCACUGGCUGAUUUCACAGAGUCUAUUCCUCGUCGGGAUCGAAGCGUAUGAUCUCCGGUGGAGACGGUCAACAGACCGCGACCUGAUCACAUGCGGGUAUAACCCUGUUGCAGUGGUGAGUUCUAUCGCGGUUGCAGUUGUUAUGCUUGGUUGUCUGGUUUGGAUGGGGUUUAGGAAGUUCUCGUCUGGAACUGGGAUCCCCAUUGCUGGGAGCUGUAGUUUGGCGAUGGCGGUUGCUUGUCAUCCGCGGUUUGAUGCGAAUUUGGACGAGGAGGGAUUGGGGCGGAAUGUUAGUGGUGAGAGGAUGGAAUAUCUGCCGCUGCAAUGGGGCGCUGUGCCUGUUUCUGGUGAGAUUGGGCAUUGUACCUUUACCUCUGAGGAGGUGGAGGUUCCUGAAGAGGGGAGGAUAUACCAGUAA
Aspergillus mulundensis is the source of this 2121-nucleotide messenger RNA. RefSeq lists its product as uncharacterized. Bases 1 to 2121 code for a protein of 706 amino acids. The record is from RefSeq and is a predicted model, not a curated record. NCBI's taxonomy places the organism in Eukaryota, Fungi, Ascomycota, Eurotiomycetes, Eurotiales, Aspergillaceae. The transcript has 4 exons.